AUGUCAAAGCUUGGUGGAGCGACUGCACGUGUUGUAAAAGGUGUAUUGAAGACAAGGCAAACGAGGUGAGAUUUGGUUUUGGUGUUUUUUGUAUAUUUGCAUCAUAUUCAAAUUUUUCUCUGUUUUCAGAGCAGCACUCACAUUGACGAAUGAAGCGGUGACCCGGAUUCGAUAUCUGCUACAACAGCAAACUGAUGCACAAGCUCUGAAGGUAUUUUUCUGAAAUUUUAGAGAUAUUUAAGUAUAACAUGUGGUUAAAUUUAGAUUGGUGUUCGUCAAAAAGGUUGCAAUGGUCUAACUUAUACACUCGAAUACGCGCAACAAAAACAAAAGUUUGACGAAGAAGUCGAGCAGGAUGGCGUAAAAGUUUGGAUUGAACCAAAAGCCCAAUUAUCACUUCUCGGCUCUGAAAUGGAUUACAUCACCAACAAACUCUCGUCCGAAUUCGUCUUCCGAAAUCCGAAUAUUAAAGGAACAUGCGGUUGUGGUGAAUCGUUUAGUAUUUGA
Molecule: messenger RNA, 507 nt
Organism: Caenorhabditis angaria
Lineage: Eukaryota; Metazoa; Nematoda; Chromadorea; Rhabditida; Rhabditidae
Source: the annotation of a GenBank genome assembly